AUGCCAACAGCAACCAACACCCUCAAAGCUAAGGAGCAGCAGCAGCAGGAAGUAGAAGAGUUCGUUACCGCCGUCCGCCCGCUCAAGCCUGGACACCGAAUAAACAGCCCUACCGCCUCAACAAGCCCAAAAAUGCCACCCAUGUUGACCGCAACACUGCAGACUGUGUUCCUAAACAUACUCUCCAACAUCCUCGCGCAGCUCUUACAAGCUUACCAAAAGAACGUCCCGCUAUCACUCAACAUUACCCCGCUGGUCAACUUUGGACUCUUCGCCCUUCUAUCGACACCGCCAAACAUCCUGUGGCAGGAAUGGCUUGAGUCCGCGUUCCCGUCGCAGGUGCCAACCGAGAACAAUGAAAAGUCGGGGAAGAAGAAGCUCUCGCUGGCAAACACGGCAAAGAAGUUUGUGCUGGACCAGGCCCUGGGUGGGCCCGUGAAUACGGCGCUGUUUAUUGCGGGAAUGGCAGGCCUGAGGGGGCUACCGAGCGAGGAGAUUGUGGCCACAGUGAGAAGCGACUUUUGGCCGCUCGUGAUUGCAUCGCUGAAGUUGUGGCCGGCGGUAGCGAUUAUAUCGUUUACGCUGAUCCCCGUGGAGCGGCGGACGGUGUUUGGUGCGAUGGUGGCCCUGGGGUGGAAUGUUUACAUUGGCCUGGUCAUGAACAUGUCCUGA
Messenger RNA from Morchella importuna, 672 nucleotides. RefSeq lists its product as uncharacterized. Bases 1 to 672 code for a protein of 223 amino acids. The transcript is spliced from 3 exons. Gene Ontology annotation, cellular component: cytoplasm; membrane. The record is from RefSeq and is a predicted model, not a curated record. Lineage: Eukaryota; Fungi; Ascomycota; Pezizomycetes; Pezizales; Morchellaceae.